GAGCUGGAAUUCCACGGGGUGAUGAGGUUCUACUUCCAAGACUCCGGACAGAAGGUGGCGACCAAGUGCAUCCGCGUCCCCAGCACCGCCAACUCCCGCUACGUCAUCGAGACACUGGUCGAGAAGUUUAGGCCGGAUAUGCGUAUGUUGUCCAUCCCCGAGUACGCCCUCUACGAGAUACACGAGAACGGAGAAGAACGUCGCCUUGCUGAGGACGAGAAGCCUCUCCUAGUACAACUAAACUGGAACAAAGAUGAUCGGGAGGGCAGGUUUCUCCUCCGCCGGAUGGACCUCUACAAUUCCGGCAUUUCAUACGAGGGUGGUUCUUCAAUAGUCAGCACUCUACCCCCUCACCCUACCACACCCAUACCCACCAAAGAACAGCCGUUCCAGCGUAAAUUGUCCAAACGUGAGAAGAAAGAACUCAAGAAGCAAGAGAAACUACGGCGAGCUAAUGAAGCAAAUGAAGCAGACUCGUCGGUGGCAGAGAAGUUGUAUACAGAAUUACCAGAGACAAGUUUCACUCGCAGCAUCAGUAACCCUGAGGCGGUGAUGAGACGGAGAAGAGCACAGAAGCUGGAGAAGAAACUGCAGCAGUUCCGAAGUAAAGACGGUGGUCCUGACACAGGUGGCACUCUGAAGAUUUAUGGUGAAUCUCUUCGUCCUGAUGUGCCUUACAAGACGUUGCUUCUGUCUAUUAGGGAUAAUGCCCUCAGUGUGGUGGGAGAAAUGCUGGACAAGUACGGCCUUUAUAAAGAGGACGCCAAUAAUUACUGUCUCGUGCAGACUGUCAUAGGAAAUGAUGAUGGUUAUGGAGGAGCAACUUCACCACAAAAAGAAUAUAUCCUUGAUGAUGAUGAGUGUCCAUUGGCCAUCCUUAUGAAUCAUCCACCUUCCAGAGGAUCCAUCAUGUUCCACGUGCGACGGCGGCCUGCGGAUCACGGCCCCCGCAAGCGGAAGAAGAAGCCGGUGAAAGGUGCGGGCGGCGGGGGUGGGCCAGGAGGAGACGCCCAUGACCACCACCGCCCCCGUGACCCAUACUUCCUGCCUGACAGACUGCCCUUCCUCAUCGAGCUGGGCCCUGAUGGCAAUGAACUAGGUGGAACAGGCAGACAUCAUCAACUACACCUCAACGUGACAGAGGUUGGCACAGACCGCAGUACUCACACAGGAGGACAGUCUCUUCAACUUUUUGGUGCCAACAUCCAGCCCCGACACUGUGUUAUUGCACAUACUGAAGGCAUUGUCACUGUCACCCCAUGUUCCAGGGAUGCCGACACCUUCGUUAAUGGACAGCGUAUAUAUGAGACCACAAUUCUUCAGCAUGGAUGCAUUGUCCGAUUUGGCCGAAUCCACAACUUCCGAUUCAUUGACCCGCAGCAGGACGACCGAAUGCGUCAACACCAUCUAAUAGACAGGUCUGGGCAAGAGAAGGCUGCUACUGGGGGACCUGGGGACAAGCAAGAGGCUGGGGGGGACACCGUGUCGCAUGCAGGGUCACACUCGGGAUCUCAGGCUGGGUCACGCAACUCUAAGUCAUCUGCGCAGGAACGACCCAACAAGAUUGAUCAAAGUUUUGAGGGCAGGGGCAAUUAUGAACGAUAUCCUCCCGCCCGCGAUCCUAUUCUUCCUGCGGUGCUAGAGUUUCGAGAGGAGAGUGAAGAUGCAUUUCUUCAUGCCAUUACGACUGACCUUGACCCCACAGAUGUACAGUUUAAGCUUGCUCCGACGUACACACUCUAUAUGGCUGCCAGGUUUAGGGCCUCUACUCACUACCGUCCAGACCUGAGCCCCACAGAGCGUGCCCACAGGUUAACAGAAAUGCUUACCAAGGUUGCAGCAAUGGUUCAAAAUGUCAUACAUUCCCGCCAUGGAGACCCGACGUCACUAGCAUUCUGGAUGGCAAAUGCCUCCGAGUUACUCCACUUUCUGAAACAAGACCGACAUGUUUGUGGAUAUUCCCUUGACGCUCAGGACAUACUUGCAGAAGCUGUACAAGUUGCCUUCAGAAGUUUGGUUGACUGCAUGCAAGCAGAAUUGUCUACAUCACUUCCCAUGUUCUUGGAGGACAGAGAUGAUGUAAAUGAAGAGGAAGGAUCCACAGCACAUGUAUUGUCCAUCUUGACCAACACCAUGGCUCUGCUGCGGCGGUGUCGUGUGAACGCAGCUCUGACUAUUCAGCUGUUUUCUCAACUCUUCCAUUUUAUCAACAUGUGGGUCUUCAACAGAAUUGUAGCUGAUUCACACCCUAACUUCUGUACCAGAGUAUGGGGUAUAAGGCUAAAACGCCGUUUAGCUCGAAUUGAGCUGUGGGCGGAGAAGCAGGGGCUGGAGUUAGCUGCUGACUGUCACUUGGCCAGACUCUCACAAGCAGCUAUGUUGUUACAUUCACAAAAGUCUGCUCCAGAUGAUAUAGCAACUAUAUCAUCCACAUGUUUCAAGCUUAACUCUCUUCAGCUACGAGCGCUUUUGGAGAAAUAUCAACCAAUGCCAGACGAGCCCAAAAUACCUCAAGACCUGAUUGACAAUGUUGUUGCUGUUGCAGAAAGCACAGCUGACGGUCUUGCUCGGGAGGAUGGAAGAGAGGUGCGCUUAGAGGAGGAGAUUGAUCUACAGCUUCCCUUCCUUCUGCCGGAGGACGGAUAUUCUUGUGAUAUAGUGCGGGGAGUUCCUUCGGGUCUUGCUGAAUUCUUAAAUCCUCUCCAACAUGCUGGACUCUGCAGUAUGAACCCACAGCCAUCAUCCUCUGGCUACUGGACCAUAUAUAUGCACGACCAGGAUACAAGGCCACCUCCCGGGCCUCGAAGUCCAAGUGUGAUGAGCAACCGAUCCAUGUCCAUUCCUCGGGGUGAGCCAGAAAUCCACGUCAUCCAGUUACACAAGUCCAACAACGGGAUGGGGCUCUCCAUCGUUGCAACUAAGGUGGGUGAACACGUUGCCUUGGUUACACAGGUGGGUGAACACAUUGCCAUGGUUACACAGGUGGGUGAACACGUUGCCUUGGUUACACAGGUGGGUGAACACAUUGCCAUGGUUACACAG
This is a messenger RNA of Homarus americanus (American lobster), 3042 nucleotides long. Its product is annotated as afadin-like. Lineage: Eukaryota; Metazoa; Arthropoda; Malacostraca; Decapoda; Nephropidae. Gene Ontology annotation, molecular function: cell adhesion molecule binding. Gene Ontology annotation, cellular component: adherens junction. The record is from RefSeq and is a predicted model, not a curated record. Gene Ontology annotation, biological process: signal transduction; regulation of protein localization.